GCUUCAUUGUAUUUAUUAUUGCUUGAGGCAAGUUUCCAACAAUUGUUGAUGGUUUUCCGUAAGAUAUAGCCAUGUCUAACGUUUUAGAUGAUGGGAAAGGUGACGCAGAUCCCUGCCCUCUUCAGUACUGUGAUUUUAAAAUGGUCGAUCACAAAAGCAUGUGCCCAUUCUAUACGUCUUUGUUGACACGCUCGGCGGAUCAAGGAUUAAACCCGGAAGACCUUCACUUGCUUCAAAGUGACCUAGAAACACUUCUAGCCGGUGCCAAUCGGCGAAUUAGGCAGAUAGACUCCGAAACUAAAUUAUUGAUUGAUUGGGCUGAGAAAAAAGAUAAAAAGAGUGUGCGACAACGCGAGUUGGAGAUUCUUAAUUCCUUAGGCUCUUUGAAAAGAAGUCGACCCGCAACAGAGGAAAAAGGAGCAAAGAAACAGAAAUUAGAAGAGUCAAGAAGCACCAGUCCAGGAGCCCAGUUGGUGGGGAGACCAAAAAGUAAACAUUCGGCUUCUUCUGAAGGUAGUCAGGAAGAUGAAACAUUUCCCCCAAGUGUGAAAACAAAGACAGAUACUCCCAACCGCUUCUGGGCUGCUGUUGAACCGUAUUGUGCUGAUAUCACAGUUGAAGAUCAGAAAUUUCUUGAAGAAUCCUUGAAAAUUCCAGAUGAUGAACAAGAAUAUUAUAAAGUCCCACCCUUAGGAAGACACUAUGGAGAGAAAUGGGCUCAAGAGGACCUGCUUGAAGAGCAAGAAGAAGGUUCAAGGAUACAUGAUAAAAAAUUGCGUGGUACUUUAACAAACGCUACCAGUGAAAACACAAAUAAAGUAAUUGGUGAAAAAUCUUUGUUGAAAAAGGCAGACACCACUGGACUUCAUGAGGAAGAUUUGUGUCCAUUUGGCUCUCUGACACAAAGAUUAGUAUCAGCUUUGAUUGAAGAAAAUAUUAUAGCACCAAUUCCUGAGCAAAACUCAGGAUCUGGAAGUUCUGAUAGUGCAAUGACAAGAAGUGGCAACAACCCCCCUCGCACGCCUAGUAAGGCACCCCAUGUACCUCAUACCCGAACUUUAGAGGCACGUGUUAGAGAAGAACUAGUUUUUCAAGGGUUGCUAGAUGCAGAAGAUCAGGCAGAUGAAGAGGUGGAUGAUGAGGUCUUGGCUGAGCUUAAACGCCAUCAGAAUGAACUGCGUGUCUUGAUUGCAAAGAACAGACAACAGAAAUCAGAGCUUUCAAAAUUAACACAGGAGGAAAUGAGAAGACAGGAGCUUAAGCACAGAGCACAGGUUGCAGAUGCUGAAGUAAUGGAAUGGUUCAGAAAAAUGAUGGCAUAUAAACAGAAAAGAAAGUCACCAACCAAAAAGGAGAAGGAGGCAGCAUGGAAGGCCCUAAGAGAAAGGGAGGCAAUCCUUAGAGUGCUUGGCAACUCGUGAGUCUAACAUUUGGAAAAGUUUUCUCUUAACUAUGGAGGGAGUUCUCUUUUUCUUACUUUGCAAGUAGUAUAAGUAUUGACCCAGUCAUUAAACCUAUUAAAUACAUGUCUUAAGAUCAAGAAAAUUAUACACUUAAGUAGAAUAAAGGGGGUAGGUUUCUCAAAAAACCAUGGUGCUGUGUCAGUGGGAGAGUUUAACAGGGUAAUUUAGUAUUAUCAACUGAGUUGACAAUGUAAAUUAGCCACUGUGAAGAGUUACAAAGCUGACAUUUCGACCAUCAGCCCUUCUCUCAAACAAUGCUUGAAACCUUCAGCUUUGUAACUCUUUACUGUGGCUUGAGUAGAAUGUUAACAGUUAUGUUUUCAUCCACAUGAACACAUUUUUGUUCAAAAGCAAAUACUUUUUGCUGUUAUUGGCCUAUCAUCCACACUAAGAUGCCCAAAACACUGAUGAAAAUAGACCCUUUCUAAACAGUUUCAAGCAGUUGAUUGUAUUGAAAUGCAUCACUCUCUCUCUUCUGUGAAAUAGUGAACAUGAGGGAUUUUGAAAACAGUGACAAAAGAUGUGUCCAAUGUUGUUUCAAUUAGCUUUUUUGGGUGUUGAAGUGAUGAUGAUAGGUAACAGCACAUCAAAGCUAAUUGUUCCCAAAUGAAUAAGCAAGAGUGAGGACAUGUGAAAGCAACCAAAUAAAAGUGCUCGUAGGGGAAAACUAUUUAGCUUUGUCUCAGUAGAGACUAAAAUGGAUUCUUUAAAAAGCAGAUCAGUAUAUUUGGGGCCUAAAAUUGAGUGGCACAAAGUGAUCUCUCAUGAAGGACACUCAUGAACAUUUAACCUGAUGUGCAGUGGUAGUUAAAUCACUCCUUGGGUUUUUAUCAAUAGAUCUAGGGC
Molecule: messenger RNA, 2309 nt
Organism: Pocillopora meandrina
Lineage: Eukaryota; Metazoa; Cnidaria; Anthozoa; Scleractinia; Pocilloporidae
Source: the annotation of a GenBank genome assembly